Trichophyton benhamiae CBS 112371 is the source of this 2769-nucleotide messenger RNA. RefSeq names its product K+ homeostasis protein Kha1, putative. Gene Ontology annotation, biological process: proton transmembrane transport. Gene Ontology annotation, cellular component: membrane. Gene Ontology annotation, molecular function: antiporter activity. The coding region runs from base 1 to 2769 and encodes 922 amino acids. The transcript has 3 exons. The record is from RefSeq and is a predicted model, not a curated record. Lineage: Eukaryota; Fungi; Ascomycota; Eurotiomycetes; Onygenales; Arthrodermataceae.
AUGACUUCGGUGACUGGCUCGUUGGUGGCCGCUGCAGCGGUGGCUUCACCUACCUCUACGCACCGGGCGUCGCCGCAGGGAGGCAUCUUCGACAAGGCGAAUCCGACUCACUAUGACUCCAAGAACCCGCUGGUUAUCUUCAUCAUUCAGGCUGGCCUGAUCAUCAUCUUCUGUCGACUGAUACAUAUCCCUCUCUCGCGGAUGCGCCAGCCACGAGUUAUCUCAGAAGUCCUAGGCGGCAUCCUGCUCGGCCCUUCAGUUAUGGGGCGUAUACCCGGGUUCCGCGAGACCAUCUUCCCCGACGCCUCUAUCCCCAAUCUCAACCUGGUGGCGAAUCUAGGACUGGUGCUGUACCUGUUCAUGAUUGGCGUUGAGACGGAUCUCAGAUCGCUGAUAAGCAACUGGAGAGUGGCCGCCAGCGUCUCUGCGGCGGGGAUGUUGCUGCCGUUCGGCCUGGGUUGUGCAAUCGCAUACGGUUUGUACCAUGCGUUUCGGCAGGAGCCUGGCCUGGCGCCCAUCGGAUUUGGAACUUAUUUGCUAUUCAUCGGCAUUGCUAUGGCCAUUACGGUGGGUUCUAACAGAGAGAAAGGAGGCUAUAAAUGGGCCAUUGCUAACAAAAAUUUACAGGCAUUCCCGGUGCUAUGCCGUAUACUGACUGAGCUGGAACUUCUCAGCACCAGAGUCGGAGUCAUCGUGCUGUCUGCUGGCGUGGGCAACGACGUCGUUGGCUGGAUCCUGCUGGCACUCUGUGUAGCCCUGGUCAACGCCAGCACGGGCCUGACAGCCCUAUGGGUGUUACUGACCUGCGUCGGUUUCACGUUGGUGCUUGUGUUUGCCGUCCGCCCCGUGUUUCUCUGGUACCUGAGACGCACCGGCAGUCUGCAUGACGGCCCCAACCAGUCGGUUGUCACUCUCACGUUGCUGCUAGUCCUUUCAGCCGCAUUUUUCACCCAGAUCAUCGGUGUCCAUGCCAUCUUUGGCGGUUUCAUGAUUGGUCUGAUAUGUCCUCAUGAUGGAGGGUUUGCUAUCAAGCUGACGGAGAAGAUUGAGGAUGUGAUUGGUGCUCUUUUCCUGCCGUUGUAUUUUGCUCUUUCGGGUCUGAAUACCAAUAUUGGACUGUUGGAUUCUGGAAGAGUAUGGGGGUAUGUGUUUGGCGUUAUCUUCAUUGCUCUUAUUGCAAAAGUGACGGGUGGUAUGGUUGCGUCGAGGUUGAACGGACUGUUGUGGAGGGAGAGCUUGACCAUUGGUGUCCUUAUGAGCUUCAUGGCACUGGUGACAACCUUUGUGACUACUCCAGUAGUGUCCUAUCUGUACCCUCCCUCGUACCAGAUCAAGGUCGAGCGCUGGCGCCGCGGCGAGAUCGAUUGGGAAGGAAACGUUCUUGACUCCGAGCAUGACCCGCACAGCGGCGCAGACAGCAUUAGCCGACAAAAGUCACAGGGCGCGUCUGUCCGCAAGCUGAUGAUAUACCUGAGGCUAGACAGCCUGCCAAGUCUCUUCACCUUCGUAUCGUUGCUUGGAGCUGGAGACGGACGGGACCCAGUCGCCUCUCGAACCCAUCAUGCCCAUACCAAUACUAAUAAUAAUGAUGGCGAGGAGGCAGAAGAAGGAGGAAGACGAUCCGAGAGUGCGAGAAGAGCCAGCAGUAGGCCGAUCGAGGUUCAUGCAGUGCGCCUGGUCGAGCUGACUGAUCGAGACUCCAGUGUGAUGAAGGUAUCUGAGGUGCAGGACUCCAACUACAGCUUCAGUGACCCGAUCCUCAACGCCUUCCGCACCUUUGGCCAGCUGUACAAAGUGGCAGUUUCCGGGGGCGUGGUGAUAGCGCCCGAGCACGCCUAUGCGGAGACGCUGGUCAACAAGGCUCGCGACUGUGCCUCUGACCUGGUGCUGGUGCCGUGGAGUGAGACGGGAGGCAUGAGCGAGAGACAGAUCCCGCUGCUGGACGACAAGAGCGAGAAGUUCUCCACCGGCCCUCACAGCUCGUUCAUCUUCAACAUCCUGAAGAACUCGAGGAGUAAUGUUGGUAUCUUUAUCAAUAAGGGGUUCGGGGGUGCCGGACUAGCACGGCCCAAGCCAGGCGAGAUAUCACGAACGUUCAGCGGACACAACACGUAUCGAACGAAUGAUCUUGCCAUGAGCCCAUCUCCCGACAGCGGCCAUCACAUCUUCAUGCCUUAUUUUGGCGGUCCAGAUGAUCAGUUUGCGUUGCGGCUUGUUCUUCAAUUGGCUAACAACUCAUCCAUCACUGCAACUAUUGCAUAUAUGAAUGUCGUCAACGAUGCGCCGACGCCGCAGCAACAGCAGCAGCAGCAGCAGCAACAACAGGAGAAGGACGCCGACGAGACUUUCUAUCGGUCGAUCCGCGACUCUGUGCCUCCCGAGCUUCGUCCUCGCGUCGUGUUCCAGACGGUCGAUUGUGCAUCAUCGGCAUCGUCGUCGUGCAACGCACUGCUGGCCACCACCCGUGAAACAGCCGCCCAGGACCUGGCCCGGAGCACUACUGGCAACAGCAACGGCAACCUGGUCGUCGUCGGUCGCAACAGUCCGGCCAUGACCAUGAAUAACGCAUCAGCACCGGCCGCCGCUGCAGCAGCAACAGGCUCUCCCUCUGUGGCACCCCGGCCGUCCUCCUCGUCUGCUGCCUCUGCUUCGGCCUCCCCCGAGUUUGGCCAUGAGGCAAAGAAGGCGAUUGGCGUCCUGGGCGAGGCGAUGGCAGGGAAGGCCUACGGCAUCGACGCCAGCGUCCUCAUCGUCCAGGCCAGUCACUAA